ACUGUGAUUCAUGAUAAUGACACUUUUCAUAUGUGGAACAUAAUUUGCAUAUGUCAGUUAUAUUCUCCUUGAUUACUUUUUCUAAGCUUUACUAUUUAAAAAUUGACUUAUGAUACUGUGAUGUUGUUACUAAUUUUGAGGAUAUUCAAGAAUGGAGAUCAUGAAUAAGAGUUGGAUGAGCCUUUCAAGGGGAUCGAUUGAAUAUCGUCAAGGAGUCGAACAUUUUAUCAAUUAUGCAGUUAGUAAAACCGGUCGAAAUGGGCAUAUACUUUGCCCAUGUAGGAAGUGUUGCAAUAACUACUGGAAGAAUGAAGAAGUGGUAAAAGAUCAUCUGUUAGAGAAUGGAUUCAUUAAAGGCUACACCAAUUGGUUUCUACAUGGUGAAUCUGUACCAUGUACAUCUUCAACUCAAGAAUUUAAUAAUGACAUUGAUCUUGAUUCACAAGAUGAUAUGCUUCAUAUGUUACACGAUACAUAUCCUACUACUAGAGAGGGUACCAAUAAAGAUGCAGAAAAGUUUUACAAACUAGUUAGAGAUGCUCAACAAGAACUAUACCCUGGUUGUAAAACAUUUACCAAGUUAUCAUUUAUUGUUAAACUAUUUCAUUUAAAAUGUAUAAAUGGGUGGAGUGACAAAUCAUUCAGUAUGUUGCUCAAGUUGUUGCAAGAGGCAUUUCCUAGCGGCCACUCUUUGCCAGGUUCAUUUUACGAAACUAAAAAGAUAAUUGGGGACCUAGGACUUAAUUAUGAAAAAAUUCAUGCAUGUCCAAAUGAUUGCAUGCUUUACUGGAAAGAGUUUGCCGAUGCAUCUUCAUGCUCUAAAUGUGGUGCCUCUAGAUGGAAGCCAAUUGAAAAAAAUUCUGAUGAUAAUGAUGAUGGUGCUACUGAUACAAAGAUGGUAUUAUCUAAGUCGCAAAAAGUACCAGCCAAGAUUUUGCGAUAUUUUCCCCUAAAACCAAGGCUUCAAAGGCUUUUUAUGUCAUCUGAGACAGCAUCUCUUAUGAGAUGGCAUCAUGAAGGUCGCACAAAAGAUGGGAUAAUGAGGCAUCCAGCUGACUCACCUGCAUGGAAAAAUUUUGAUCAUCUUCAUAGUCAUUUUUCUUCGGAGCCUCGCAAUGUUAGACUUGGACUAGCAAGUGAUGGGUUCAAUCCAUUCCGGACAAUGAGUAUUGCUCACAGCACAUGGCCUGUUGUCCUUGUUCCGUAUAAUCUACCACCUUGGUUAUGCAUGAAACAACCGUUCUUUAUCUUGUCGUUGCUUAUUGAAGGCCCAACUGCACCAGGAAAUAAUAUUGAUGUUUACUUGCAACCUCUAAUAGAUGAGUUAAAUCAACUUUGGACAGAUGGCAUCGAAACUUAUGAUGCCUCAUAUAAUCAGACAUUUCAAAUGCGUGCAGCAUUACUUUGGACAAUUAGUGACUUUCCUGCAUAUGCUAAUUUAUCAGGAUGGAGCACAAAAGGGCGUUGGGCUUGUCCUUCUUGUAAUAAGGAUACACACUCUUUGUACUUGAAGAAUGGUCAUAAGUUUUGUUACAUGGGUCAUCGACGAUUUUUAGACUCUAAUCAUAGAUUUCGGCAAGAUAAGAAAUCUUUUGAUGGUACCGUUGAAAAAAGAUGUGCCCCAGUUACAUUAUCCGGAUCUGAUUUAUUAGACCAAUUAAAAGAUGUAAAAUCUGUGAAUGAUGGAGCAUUUAACUAUAAAUCGAAAAAUAAGAAAAUGCAUGAUGAUCAAGUGUAUAAUUGGAAAAAGAAAAGUAUCUUCUUUUCAUUGCCGUAUUGGGAAACUUUAUUAAUACGACAUAAUCUUGACGUCAUGCAUAUUGAAAAGAAUCUUUGUGACAGUGUUCUUUAUACGCUUCUAAAUACUGAGGGAAAAACAAAAGAUGGAAUAAAAGCACGUCUUGAUUUGCAGGAGUUAUGUUUGAGAAGUGAGCUUCAUCCUCAGCAGCGUGGGACUAAAACAUACUUACCCACUGCUUGUUUUUCUUUGAAUGCAAAGGAAAAAGAUAUCUUUUGCAAGGUUCUAAAGAAUAUAAAAGUUCCAGAUGGCUAUGCAGCAAAUAUUCGGCGUCGCGUACACCGUAAAGAACGUAAAGUAUUGGGACUUAAAAGUCAUGAUUCCCAUAUCUUAAUGCAACAGCUAUUGCCAUUAGCUCUACGAAGAGUACUAUCUAAAAAAGUUUGUGGCCCCUUAAUUGAGUUAAGUAACUUUUUUAAAGCAUUAUGUAGUAAAUUAUUGCGAGGGAAUGACUUAAAAAAAUUGGAAUCACAGAUUGCUUUAACACUUUGCCAUUUAGAACGACUUUUUCCUCCUGGCUUUUUUGAUGUUAUGGUGCAUUUACCUAUACAUCUUGCAAGUGAGGCAAAAAUUGCUGGACCAGUUCAAUAUCGAUGGAUGUAUCCAAUAGAAAGGUUUUUAUUUACAUUGAAAUCUUAUGUUCGCAAUAGAAGUCGUCCAGAGGGUUCAAUUGCAGAAGGGUAUCUUGCAGAAGAAUGCUUAAUUUUCUGCUCACGAUAUUUAAAAGAUGUUGAGACAAAACUUAAUCGUCCUACGCGAAAUAAUGAUGAUCACACGGUAACACAAGAAGGUUCAUCUUUUUUUACAAAAAUAGGUCGUGCUAUAGGUCACGGAGAAGUGCUUAAGAUGGAGCGUUUUAUGUUGAAUCAAGCACACCGAUAUGUGCUUUUUAAUUAUGAUUCAAUCGAUCCAUAUAGAGAAAAACAUCUUCAUAUGCUCAAGACGCAAAAUCCGCGUGCACGCCAAAGAGAAAUAGAGCGUAUCCAUAAUGCUACGUUUCAUGAAUGGUUUGAAACUCAUGACUUACCAAUGAAGAAGCGUGUGAUUCAUCCAAAAUUUACGACUAACAUGAUAUCUGAAUCUUCUAAACAACAAGGACAACAAAAUCAUGGCUUACAUAGUCAAGAAACUUCAAAGCAUUCUUCAAAAUAUCAUAUGCAAGUAAAUGCCAAUCAUCAUGUCCAUUCAAGGUAUCAAAGAUCCAAUUUCCAGACAGCAGCUGAUCAGCACCCACCUUUGUCUCGAAAUGAAAAUGUUGACGAAGCUGACUAUGGACUUUUAUCACACCGGAUGCAAUAUUCGACGCGAAGUGGUACAGUGCGGUCUAGAAUGAAAGCUGGUCCUCUACCUAAUAUUGUUGAGCAUGCAGUGCAUGAUAAACCCUCAACUUGUCAUCAAGAUCAAGACAUCAUGAAUCAAGAUCAACGACAAUCAAUUCCAAGGCAACGCGAACCACCUUCAGGCCUAACUCCAACAAGCAGUCAGCAACUAUAUAAUCAAGAAGAAAAUACUUCAAAAGAAAAGGAUUCUGCAUUAAAGAGAAAGCGCGGGCCAAGAAGAAUGGAUGAGAUAUGGGCACUACCAGAGGGUAAAUUUAUUAAAAUAACAUUUAAUGAUAAAGGGCAACCAGUUGGUGAUAGUGCUAAAAAGCUUAUAGGAUAUCUUGGAGUAUUAGCUCGAAAGGGAAUGGAAGCACCUCUUGAUUAUAAUGACUGGAGAGCUGUACCAACUGAUAAUAAAGAUUUAUUGUGGAAUAUUUUGAUGUCAAAAUUUGAUGGUAUUGAAGAUUACAAAGAGUGGAUUAUAAAAUCCCUUGGAAAAAAAUGGAAGGAUUAUAAAUGUAUGCUGAAGCGCAAAUUUUAUGAAAUAUAUAAAACAGAUGAAGAAAGAAUUGCCAAUUGCCCAGAAACUGUCAUUCCGGAACAAUGGGAGAAGUUAGUUUAUUUUUGGAGCUCUCCCGAGGGACAGCAAAGGAGUAGUACAAACAAACUUAACCGUUCAAAACUUGUCACAACUCACACUGCCGGCACAAAAAGUUUUGCACGCGUAAAUCAUGAUGAGAGCGCAAACAGAGGAGGGAAAGAGCUUUCUAGAGCAGAAAUUUUCGUGCUAACCCACACUAAAAAGAACAAAGAACCAAUGAAUAAAGCAUCAAGCGAUCACAUUAAACGGAUAUGUCACGCCCCGGAGCCGAUUUUAAAAGCUAAAUUUGAAAACCCACCUACAUCGAGGCGUACAAAACCACAAUCCGAUCACUUAAAGGACCGACAGAAUUACGAAAAUGAAUGUUCUCCCGAAGAAAAUUCACAACAAGAAAUUGAAUCAUCUUCUUCCAGUCAUCUCGUUCCACCACGUCAGGUACUUAAGGUAAAUAGAAGGACGAUAAAAAAUGUGACAUCUACACAGGAGAGAGCGGAGGUGAUUUUAAAAAGUCCUUUUAGGCCUUAUCAUAGUGUUGCACAAGGAACUCUUAUAAGUAAAGAUCCAACUACGCAAGUAGGGGGUGAAAAGUUAGGAAAUCAGUUUUGGGAAAUUUAUAUUGAAAUAGCAAUGAUUCCUUCUGAAAAGUUAAUUAGAUCAUAUGGAAAGUUCAAAACUAUUGGAGAUGCUGUGCUCCAGACUAUUGCAUGGCCUUCUACUUUCGUCGAAUAUAUUCAUACGUGAUCAAUGUUGAAGAACUUUGGGCUACUGAAGAAUUUGUUUUUUUUUUUUUUCCUUUUCCUGAAUAUUAAUGAGUGUGCUGCUACAUGUGGAUACAAUUUAUAUCAAGACUAUUUGUCAUUUUAAUUUUGUUUGAAUGAUUA
Molecule: messenger RNA, 4602 nt
Organism: Ananas comosus (pineapple)
Lineage: Eukaryota; Viridiplantae; Streptophyta; Magnoliopsida; Poales; Bromeliaceae
Exons: 17
Coding region: 152-4462 (1436 amino acids)
Source: RefSeq, a predicted model, not a curated record